Messenger RNA from Penicillium cosmopolitanum, 1491 nucleotides. Its product is annotated as Amidase. The transcript is spliced from 8 exons. Lineage: Eukaryota; Fungi; Ascomycota; Eurotiomycetes; Eurotiales; Aspergillaceae. The coding region runs from base 1 to 1491 and encodes 496 amino acids. The record is from RefSeq and is a predicted model, not a curated record.
AUGGCAGUUGAAAAUUGGAAAGUACUCGUUCAGAAGAAGCAGGCUGAAGUUUCAGCCCAAAUUCCCUCGCCCUGGCGUCUGGCAGCUGAUUAUACCGACAUAUCGGAAACUGCGAGCAACAACGUGAUUGAUAUUCCCCGCCGUUGCGGGAUCUUAACCCCUAAACAGUUGGAUAUAACCGAGAAUUACGAUGCGACAUCCCUUUUGGAGAAGAUUCAUCGACAAGACCUGUCGGCCUAUGAGGUGACCGCGGCUUUUUGUAUUCGAGCAGCGAUCGCACAGCAAGUGACACGAUGCUUGACCGAGAUUUUUUUCGAUCAGGCCCUCGAGCGUGCAAAGGAGUUGGAUGAGCAUCUUCGUCAGACAGGCCAGCCGGAUUGCUUCAACGUCAAAGGUGUCUGCUCUACUAUCGGAUUCACCUCCUUCAUCAAGAAUGGCCCUGUUGAAUCCAACUCGCCUGCCGUCGAGAUCAUCGUCAGGCUUGGCGGCAUUCCUUACGUGAAGACCAAUAUUCCGCAGACCAUGAUGGCCGCUGACUCGCACAACUAUGUGUUCGGCCGCGCACUCAAUCCACAUCGAUCAAACCUCAAUGCGGGCGGAUCGUCAGGCGGAGAGGGAGCGCUGAUUGCUAUGCGAGGCUCGGUACUCGGCAUUGGAACAGACAUUGCUGGAUCAAUUCGAAUUCCAGCUAUCUGCAAUGGCACCUUCGCGCUACGUCCAUCUGCAGAUCGAAUUCCGUAUGGUGGCCAGACCAGCUCUUCUCGAAAAGGUCUGCUGGGAAUCAGGGCAUGUGCUGGUCCUUUGGCUACCUCCGUUCGUGACUUAGAACUGCUCAUGAAGUCCGUGACUAACUAUGACCCUUGGAACUUUGAUUCGACGGCCAUAUUUUCCCCGUGGCGCGAAAAGACCCGCAUUUCCUCUCUUCACCCCCCUGUUUUGCGAACACUCAAAGAAGCUAGCGAAAAGCUUGGCCUGGCAGGGCAUGAGAUAAUUCCGUUGCAAACUCCAUCCAUCAAGGAUGCCUGCGCGCUGGCAUUCCGCAUGUUUGCAAUGGACCCAUCUGGAACUGCAUUUCAGCACAUUGCUGCCAGCGGCGAGCCGACUAUACCUGCAUUGAAAUCGACUUCGCUACCCCAUGAGUACAUGCAGUAUGAAUAUGCCCCAUUAUCACUGGAUGGUCUAUAUGAUUUGAAUCAGCAACGCAAUCAACUCAAAGAAGAGUUCCGGGAGAUCAUGGUGAAGUCGAAAGUGGAUGCAAUUAUUAUGCCUGGACGUGAGUCUUACCCGGCGGCGAUUGUUCCUCAUGGGAAAGCAAACAAACUUGCAGAUGCGUCCUUCGUGCGAGACGUAGAGUACAAGCCACGAUACGAAUCAGAUGCCGUGGAAGGCGCUCCCUGCUGUAUACAAGUUGUUGGUAGACCCAUGCACGAAGAAGAGCUUGUCAAAGCCACGGAAGUUGUGUCUACGAUUCUUGCGGGACAGUCUGUCUAG